Molecule: messenger RNA, 579 nt
Organism: Eriocheir sinensis (Chinese mitten crab)
Lineage: Eukaryota; Metazoa; Arthropoda; Malacostraca; Decapoda; Varunidae
Exons: 3
Coding region: 1-579 (192 amino acids)
Source: RefSeq, a predicted model, not a curated record
AUGUACUCCCAAAACCCUCCUGACACAUCCCACCACCACGCCAUAAACCACUACCACCCAUCACCACAAUACCCUCCCCACGCACACUACACUGUAUCCCCCACAUCACCAACGACGCAGCCCCCACUACACCACACCACACAUCACCACCACCACAGCCCCCACUACAUCACACUACGCACCUCCUCCCAAAGCGCACAGUCUCCACUCCCACAGUCGCCACCCCGCACCACGCAGCCCCCACCAAUGCACCCGCCCCUCACCCCCUCACCUCGCCCCUUGCCACACCUAGCUCCCACCCUGGACCAGACCCAUACCCAACAGCCACACCCUGCCCUGCCCACACCCAGCGCCAUACCCCCCGCCCGCCGCACCCGCCUGCAAACACGAACGCAGCCCACCCAGCCGCCGCCCCCUAACAAUCACCCCACCCGUCGUCCCCUGCACCCCAACCACGGCCCCUCUCACCCCGCCCCGUCACCAAGACCAGACCCAUCCUCCCUCCUCCUCGUCCUCGUCCAGAAUUUUAGUGAAGCGCCGGGCAUCACUAGAAUUAUACCUUUUUUAGUGACUCACUGA